Hemiscyllium ocellatum (epaulette shark) is the source of this 3062-nucleotide messenger RNA. RefSeq names its product carboxypeptidase M-like. Gene Ontology annotation, cellular component: cell surface. Gene Ontology annotation, biological process: proteolysis. The record is from RefSeq and is a predicted model, not a curated record. The transcript is spliced from 9 exons. Bases 70 to 1440 code for a protein of 456 amino acids. NCBI's taxonomy places the organism in Eukaryota, Metazoa, Chordata, Chondrichthyes, Orectolobiformes, Hemiscylliidae. Gene Ontology annotation, molecular function: metallocarboxypeptidase activity; zinc ion binding.
CUCAGUAAUGUGAGCUCUUGUGUUUAUUUCAGGCAUUUGGAGAGAUUCGUUCACAGAGCCUUUUGAAAGAUGCUCCGCACCUUAAAGUUUUUGUGGAUUUGGAUAAUUAUUCCCCAAAUUGCUGCACUGGAAUUUAAAUACCACAAUACAAAGGAACUGGAGUCGUUUUUACGAGAUAUCAACACGAACUACUCAUCAAUUACCCACCUCUACAGUGUCGGGACAUCUGUAACUGGUCUUAAUCUCUGGGUUCUGGCCAUUGGAAAAUAUCCAAAAGACCAUACUGUAGGCAUUCCAGAUGUGAAGUACAUUGGGAAUAUCCAUGGUGAUGAGGUUGUGGGCAGAGAAAUCCUGCUCCACUUGAUUGAAUACCUGGUUGGAAUGUAUGAUAAAGAUACCAUGAUAACCAAUCUAAUAAACAAUGCUCGGAUUCACAUCAUGCCAUCCAUGAACCCAGAUGGAUUUGAAAUCACUCAACGUGAAAAACCAGAUUGCUCUUCAUCUGAAGGCAGAUACAAUAAAAGGAAAGUUGAUUUGAAUAGAAACUUCCCUGCUGCCUUUGAAAAUAACACUUUAUUACUAGAAAGGGAAACCUGUGCAAUAAUGGAUUGGAUUGAAAAAAAUGCGGCACGAUUUGAACCAGAAACCAGAGCAAUAAUGAGGUGGAUAAUGAAUGAAACCUUUGUUCUAUCUACAAGUUUGCAUGGAGGGGCUCUUGUAGCCAGUUAUCCAUAUGACAACAUACAAACAGCCUUAGAUUACUCUGGCUACAGCAGGUGUCCUGAUGAUGAUGUCUUUGUGCAUCUUGCGAAGAAUUAUUCUUACAGCCAUGCCUCCAUGUACUAUGGGGAUGAAUGUGAAACCACCCCAAAUUUCAAGGAUGGAAUUACCAAUGGAGCUGAUUGGUAUUAUUUUUCAGGUGGAAUGCAAGACUUCAACUAUAUUUGGGGACAAUGCUUUGAGCUAACUAUAGAGAUGUCAUGUUGUAAAAAUCCACCAGUAUCCUAUUUACAGGAAUACUGGAAUGACAAUAAAGAAUCCCUGAUUAAUCUCCUCAAACUUGUUCAUCUUGGUAUAAAAGGUCAAGUCCUGAACGUGGAUGGUACUCCUAUAAAAAAUGCAAAAGUAGAGAUUCAAGGCAGAAAAAACAAAUACCCUUUUCGAACUAAUGAAUGGGGUGAAUAUUACAGACUCCUGUUACCUGGAUUAUAUACUGUGAAUGUUACUGUGCCAGGAGUUGGAUCAAAUAUAACUGAGUUGCAGGUUUUGAAUAACCUGCAAAAUUUCUCUGCAAUGGUCUUUGACGUUCACUUCAACAUUCCAGCCAAAGGCUCGUCAUCUUCGAAUGUUGCUCUACAAGACUUUGGCACUGCAAGCGGAUUACAGCAAAACAUAAUUUUGUUGCUCUUAAUUGUAACGUUCUCUGUUUUAAUUUGUUAAAUAAUGGAGAGAGAUGUUCUGAUGCUAUAAGUAUAACCUGCAGCCAAAUCCUGUUGCAAACACAUCUUGUGAGACUUAGCAUGACAAUCAAACCAAAUCAGAACUGAUGACUUUUGAAUGUUUAUUUUAAAAUAGUGGUAAAAUCAACUUUAAUCUAAAAGAUUGAAAUUCUGGAAUUGUAAGUAUUGUCACAGAUUUAUCAUGUUAAUGACCUUUCAAUUGCAUUGUGAAAUCCAGAUACUGAGGAAGUUCUCAGCACCUUAACCCAAGUUACCAGUAUUAUAAAAGGUAAAGACAAUCAACACUCAUAGCAGUUCCCAUAUGUAUCUGAUUUGAUAUGUUUCACAACGUGGAACAUAAGAAACAAAAGCAGAUGUUGGUCUUUCAACCAUAUGUUAUUCUAACAUAUAUUUGUAAACUUUACUAUUAAUGUUUGAAGUCAUGGCUGAGGUGCUUUGUUGAAUUUGGGCAUCUUUUAUAUUUAACACUGGGCUAUUAUGUUAAGAGUUUACUUUACCAUGAAGCAUUUCACCAACUUUAUUAAAAUAUUGAAGAGUUACAUUGGUUUACACAAAAUUUACUUUGAAUCUAUAGCACAGAAACAGGCCAUUUGGCACAACAAUAAGAUCUAGAAGCAGAAGUUGGCCAUUCAGCACAUUAAGUCUGUUCCGCCAUUCAAUGAGAUCAUGGCUGAUCUGAUAACUCUCAACUCCACCCUCCUGCCUUUUCCACAUAACCAUUAAUUCCUCUUUCUGAUUAAAAAUCUAUCUCAGCCUUGAAUGUACUAAUGACCCAGCCUCGACAGCGCUCUAUGGUCAGUAUAUCCACAGAUUCUCCACCCUCUAAGAGAAGAAAUUACUCAUCCUCUAUCUUCAAAGGGUAAUGUUUAUUCUGAGAUUGUGCCUUACAGAUAUUAAACUAAACUUUGUUGGGUUAGUUGAAAUUAAAUGAGAAGGAAAAAAUAUAUGAACCCUGAUGAUGAUCUAAUGAUUAGAAAGGUCAUUGUGUUUGCUGAAGCAAUGUGUGUGUUUAGAUUUUAAAUUCUGUACUGGGAGUGAACUGUCAGUGUGUCUUGGAAAGGCUCGUUUUGAAAUGGACACUGCUGAAAAGGAGAAACCAGAGAACUCUAAGCAGUUAAGCACAACAAUGCCUCUUCUUCCUCAGGAGGUAAAGGAACUUUGGCAUGUCCAUAAGGACUCUCACCAACUUUUCCAGGUGCACCAUAGAAAGCAUUCUAUCUGGAUGCAUCACAGCUUGGUACAGUAACUGCUCUGCCCAGGACUGUAAGAAGCUACAGAGAGUAGUGAACACAGCCCAGACCAUCACACAAACCAACCUCUCAUCCACAGACUCUAUCUACACCUCUCAUUGCCUUGGAAAGGCAGCCAGCAUCAUCAAAGACUCCUCCCACCCCAGUUAUAAUCUCUUCCAACCUCUUCCAUCAGGUAGAAGAUACAAAAGCUUAACCACAUGUACCAACAGUUUCUUCUCCACUGUUAUUAGAUUUCUCAACAGAUUUCUCAAAAUUCAACUUGGCAAAAGUGAGUACUGCAGUUGCUGGAAAUCAGAGUCUAGAUCAGAGUGGUGCUGGAAAAGCACAGCAGGUCAGGCAGCAUCUGAGG